AUGUCGGACGGCACCAUUCUGAAGGCCGACAAGGACUUCACCAAGGAAGUCGAUGCGCUUCUUCCAGACGCUGAGAAGCUUGCUAAGGCGGCAAUCGAGAAGCUGCUCAGUCUCGAGAAGCAAACCCGUCAAGCUUCCGAUCUUCCCUCCACCAAUCGCCUCUUGAUCGCCAUCGUAACCAUCUCCAAGGACUCCGGCGACUGGAGUUUACUCAACGAGCAGGUGCUCUUGACCAGCAAGAAGCAUGGACAGCUCAAGCAGGCCAUCACCAAGAUGGUCCAGGUCGUCAUGACAUUCCUCGAUAGUGCGCCGAGCAUGGAGGUCAAGUUGAGCGUGAUCGAGACGCUACGGACGGUCACAGAGGGCAAGAUCUUCGUCGAAGUAGAGCGAGCGCGUGUUACCAAGAUACUGUCUGAUAUCAAGCGGUCCCAAGGCGACGUCACCGCGGCCAAGGACAUUCUGUGCGAGUUGCAGGUCGAGACGUUCGGAUCGAUGAGCCGGAGAGAGAAGRCGGAGUUCAUCCUGGAACAAGUUACACUCUGCAUUCAAGAUGGCGAUUGGACACAAGCAGGCAUCCUCGGGCGCAAGAUCAGCACACGCUACUUCAACCGCAAGCCCAAGAAGACCGCCGAGGAGAUUGAGAAGGAACGCAAGGAAAAGGAAGAGCGGGAACGUAUGCGCUCCGAUGGCACAAUUGGUGACGAUGAGCCUGUGGACGACGAUGUCACCGACCUCAAGUUGCGCUUCUACGAGCAGCAAAUCACGCUGGCCAAGCAUGACGACAAGUAUCUCGACGCCUGCAAGCACUACCGGCAAGUGCUAGACACCGAAGCCGUGGAGAACGAUCCUGAGAAGCUACGCGCGGCCCUCCAGCGUGUUGUCUACUUUGUUCUCCUCGCACCUUACGACAACGAGCAGUCAGACCUCCUUCACCGCAUCCAGAAGGACUCUCGCAUUGCCACAUCAUGCCCUGCCGAAGCCGACCUACUCAAGCGCUUCACCAUUCACGAACUGAUGCGUUGGCCGGCGAUUGAGUCCAACUUUGGCGCUCAGCUCUGCGGCACCGAUAUCUUCGACCAGAAGGCCUCAGAUGCAGAUCCCAAGGCACACACACGGUGGUUGGACUUCCGCAAGCGCGUGAUCGAGCACAACGUCCGCGUCAUUGCCAAGUACUACACCCGUAUUCACUUCGACCGCCUCACAACACUCCUCGAUCUGCCGGCUGGCGAGACGGAGAAGUACAUCUCGGAUCUGGUGACCAGCAAGACAAUCUUCGCCCGCAUCGAUCGACCACUGAAAAUCGUGACUUUCGAGAAGAAGAGAGAUGCGGACGAGAUUCUAAAUGAGUGGAGCGCGAAUACGAAAACUCUCCUGGAGCUUUUGGAGAGGAUUGACCAUCUGAUUACCAAGGAGGAAAUGAUGGCGAGGAUUAAGCCGUCGGGCAAAUCCAGUGCCAAGGCCUAG
Messenger RNA from Ramularia collo-cygni, 1464 nucleotides. Its product is annotated as related to RPN5-subunit of the regulatory particle of the proteasome. The record is from RefSeq and is a predicted model, not a curated record. Gene Ontology annotation, cellular component: proteasome regulatory particle, lid subcomplex; cytoplasm; nuclear proteasome complex. The transcript has 3 exons. Bases 1 to 1464 code for a protein of 487 amino acids. Lineage: Eukaryota; Fungi; Ascomycota; Dothideomycetes; Mycosphaerellales; Mycosphaerellaceae.